AGGCAGCGCGUACGGAGGUAACUACGGAAACACGUACGCAGGCGACUAUGGAGGCAAGCAGGGCACGACUUCCGACGAGGAAAGCGACAUUCCCAUGGGCCUGCCGCUCAACAGCGAAACCGAAGGCUACAUUCGGCGCGACUUCAUCAAGAAGGUCUACACGAUUCUCUCGGUGCAGCUCUGUGUGACCUUCGGCGUCGCCUACUACGUCAACGGGCUCGUUCAGUCAAACCCAGAGUGGGCCGCGGCCCUCCAGGUCGUGUCCAUGGUGGUGCUGUGCAUCACCAUGUGCGUCAUGUGCUGCUGCUCAGACAUGUUGAGAAAGUUCCCGUAUAACUAUGGGUUUUUGGCGGUCAUCACCGUCGCCAUUUCCUGCAUGGUAGGGUUCGCGACUUUCGCGUACAAGACCGAGUCUGUGCUCCUGGCCGUGGCCACGACGGCAGUGAUCUUUUUCUGCCUCACGGCCUACGCGUGCUUCACGAAGACAGACUUUACAGGCAUGGGGCCAUACCUUGCUGCCGGCUUGAUGGCCAUGAUCGCGUUCGGUUUCAUGCUGAAUUUAUUCUGCAUGUUUAGCAUGUGCCCGGGCCCCCUCACGCAGAAGUUAUAUGCCGGCUGUGGUGUGCUCCUCUUCACGAUGUAUAUCGUCUACGACACCCAGAUGAUCGUCGGAGGCACGCACGCCAAACACCAAUUCACCGUUGACGAUUAUGCCUUCGCGGCGCUAAACCUGUACUUGGACAUCAUCAACUUGUUCCUUUACCUGCUCCAGCUCUUCGGCCAGCGUAAUGACUGAGGCGCGAGAGGAGAGGAGGACAGGAAGAGUAGGAGGAG
Molecule: messenger RNA, 834 nt
Organism: Prorocentrum cordatum
Lineage: Eukaryota; Dinophyceae; Prorocentrales; Prorocentraceae
Source: the annotation of a GenBank genome assembly